AUGGAGAAGUUAGAGCAGACCUUCUUCUUCCUCCUCCUCCUCCUCCUGGAGUUCUUCCAGCUCCCGCCGGCGGCGGCGGUUUACGACGUCGUAGAACUCGGUGCCGCCGCGGACGGCUCCGCCGACUCGGCGCCGCCGCUGCUUCGGGCUUGGGACCUUGCCUGCCGGUCCCCCCUUCCGGCCGCCGUUCACGUCCCCGUGGGGAGGUUCCUCCUCAGCAAGGUCACGUUCAAGGGGCCCUGCCGGAGCCCCGUGGCGGUGAAGAUCGACGGCACACUCGUCGCCGCCGCCUCCCACGGCGGCGCCGCCGCCUCCCACGGCGGCGCCGCCGCCUCCCACGGCGGCGCCGCCGCCUCCCACGGCGGCGCCGCCGCCGUAGACCCGAUCCCCGAGCGGUGGAUCGUCUUCGACGGCGUCCGCGGCCUAUCGAUCACCGGCGGCACGCUCGACGGCAGCGGCGCCGCCCUGUGGGCCUGCAAAGCGGCCCGCCGGAGCUGCCCCACCGGCGCGACGGUAAGCCAGCCACACCUCGCCGGAGAUCUCCGCCAUCGCUGAACCCCCGGUGGCGCGCAGAGCCUGACGCUGUCCAACUCGGAGGACGUGGUGGUCGCCGGCGUGAAGUCCGUCGACAGCGAGCUCUACCAUGUCGUCGUCCACGGCUGCCGGCGAGUGAAGCUGCAGAGCCUGCAGAUCGCCGCUCCGGCGAGCAGCCCCAACACCGACGGCGUCCACGUCCAGAUGUCCACCGCCGUCACCAUCUACGGCGCCGCCAUCCGCACCGGCGACGACUGCGUCUCCGUCGGCCCCGGCACGGCCGACCUCUUCAUCGAGCGAGUCGCCUGCGGGCCGGGUCACGGCAUCAGGUAACCCGGUAACGGUGCCAAACGUGCGAGCAAUGUCCGUUACCGAUUUUUCACACGUGUGUAAAGUGUCUAUGCAGUAUCGGGAGCUUGGGGAAGACGUACGAGGAGGAAGGGGUGACGAACGUGACGGUGACGUGGGCGGUGUUCGCGGGGAGCAGUAACGGGCUUCGGAUCAAGUCGUGGGCCCGGCCCAGUACCGGAUUCGUUAAGGGAGUCUUCUUCCAGCACGUGCUCAUGUGGGACGUCCAGAACCCCAUCAUCGUUGACCAGAACUACUGUCCCCACGCCGUCUCCUGUCCUAAGCAGGUAAAAUUAUAAAAUAAUCCCCCUCCAAAUUUCUCUACACUCGUAGGCCCUUGUACCUCAUUAUUUCAGUUUAUGUGGGAGAAAUGCCUUGAAAAAUAUAUUUCUUUCAGGAUUCGGGGGUGAGGAUAAGCGAGGUGAGGUUCAACGACAUCAGGGGAUCGUCGGCGACGCCGGUGGCGGUCAACUUCAACUGUAGCCGCAGCAGUCGUUGCACGGACAUAUUUCUGCAGGACGUUAAGCUCACCUUUGGUGACAGGCCCGCCAAGUCCUCCUGUAGCCACGUGGACGGCGCAGCUUCAGGCGUGAUGUCUCCGCCCAGUUGCCUCUAA
Molecule: messenger RNA, 1498 nt
Organism: Spirodela intermedia
Lineage: Eukaryota; Viridiplantae; Streptophyta; Magnoliopsida; Alismatales; Araceae
Source: the annotation of a GenBank genome assembly